Molecule: messenger RNA, 2846 nt
Organism: Aethina tumida (small hive beetle)
Lineage: Eukaryota; Metazoa; Arthropoda; Insecta; Coleoptera; Nitidulidae
Exons: 4
Coding region: 320-1348 (342 amino acids)
Source: RefSeq, a predicted model, not a curated record
CAGAAAUUUUAGAUAAUUUUGUUCUUUUGUGUGAUGCGCAGAUCGUAUUGUUUAUGAUAAAUUUUUUAUUUGCAAAUCAUCAACAUUUUUAAUUCUUAAAUUAAGAAAUAAAUUAACUUAGUUGUUACACAGUUAACAACAAAAUUUAUAAUAAUAUCCUGCCAAUACAAUUCAAAUUUUUACCUAACGCUUCUGAUUGGCUGCAUCACUGACAGAUGAAAAGCACGAUGGCAGAUGAUCAGUUGACACUUCUUUGUUGACAAUCUGUCAAAACAUGUAAACUUUUUGUAGUUUUAUUUUUAAAAAAAUAACGUCAGCUAUGAAGUCGAGAGUUACCGCCUUAAUUUUGUUGUUGUUAAUAUGUGUAGAAUUUUCAUUAUCAUACAAAACAUGGAGCAUCGAGGAUCCGAAUUUGUGUUCGCAAAUUGGAACAAGAAAAAAAAUUAAACUUUAUAAAGGCGAAAGGUCGGCUUUAAGGGUGAAUCAGAAGCGUUUGAAUAAUCACCGAUAUGACUGGACUGUAAAUUUUGAAUGCAAAUUUCAACUGCAAACUGCCUAUGGUAAAGGUGGUGUGAUAGCAAUAAUACAAAAUUUAAAUUUGCGUAGACGAGAAGACGGGACUUGUCUUGAUUACAUUGAAUUCAGCUCUGGAAAUGACAAAGUUGGAGGUGACAAAAAAUGUGGGUAUAUAAAUGCAGUGCAUGUUAUGCAAGAAGAAAGGGAAAAUCCAAUUGCCUAUGAAAAUUCCUUUAUUGCACCAGAAGGACACUUGAAUGUUAACAUUUUCAUAGAAAAGUCUGCACCUGAUGGAGACAUUGGCAUGGACAUAGAUGUUAUUUUCACUGCAUACAAAAGUGAAUGUGAUGAUGACAUGGAUUCAUGCGUUGAUAAUCGGUUUUGCAUACACAAAAUGUUCUUCCAUGACAAAGUAGUUAAUUGUCCUCUGUUUGGAUGUGUAGAUGAAGGUGGCUGUGAAAAUUUAUUUGAACAUGAUCAUCCGCCAGGGCCACCACCACCACCACCCCCACAAUCCAUAGGCACUAAAGUGUUGAUUGGAUCUGUUUCAUCCCUAUUUAUAUUCUUUGUGUUAUUCAUUUUGUGUAUAUGGGCAUGUAAAAAGCACAAAGUUUUUUGUUGGGCUGAUGAAUUUGCAAAUCCCUCAACUACCACACCUCAUGACUCAAGCAGAAAUUCUAGAGUUAUGGAAAUGAACCAACAAACGGGCGCUCGUUUGGCAGGUGAAGCGCAGAAUAAUGUUAGAGCACCAACAGCUCCUCCAGAUGAAGAUAAAGAUUUGCCUCCUUCCUAUGACAGUCUGUUUCCCGAGUCCACGACGACAAACAGGUAGUAGGACUGGCCUUGGCAAGUUUGUCAGCGUCAAUUUAAAUUAGAAUUAUAAGAAAAAAAUAACUACUCAAAUCACAAUAGGAAUUAUUGGUAUUAAAACAUACUAUCCAAUAAGAAAUAUUUUUGUAAUUUUGUGAUUAACUGAACUGAUAAUUGGGAUAUUUGACAAGUAGUUAAACAAGUGCAAUUUUCAGUCAUUUUGAAACUUCGUUUAAGGAAACACAAUUUUUGAUAAAAACACAUGAUAGUGCCAAACUAGUAAGAACUACAUAUAUGAUUUGUUUACACAUUGUGGUAUUCUAUCAAACUAUGUUAAUUAAUUACAUUUAUCUAAUAACACUUAAACCUAUGUAUAUAGUAACAUAUAUAACAAGAUAUUAUGCACAUGCUAAAAAUACUCUCUUUUAAGAUAAAAAGAUGAAAGGCAAAAUUCGCACUAUGUAAAUAUAAACUGUGGGCAAAAAUAAGUAAUAUUUAUUAUUAUGUAUAUUAGUAUUAAUUUUAUCUGCCUAUACAGAUAAUACACUAAAAAACUGGUUUCCCGAAUAUGCAAAUUAGAAUUUUUCUUGUAAAAUUUUUUCAAACAAUUAGUUUUCCUUCACAAUCUUGCAGUUGUCUAUUUUGCCAUCAGUUUAUUUCAAUUUACUAGUACAUACUUCUUUAAAUGUUGUCAAGUUUUUGUGUGUGAGACUGAACAUUUAAAAAAUAAAGUAACUUAAUUUUUGCUACUUACACCUUUAGAUUUUAUAAGAAUAAUAGUAACUUACAAAACCUAGUUUUACAUAAUAUUCAUGACAAUCUCCAAGUAGUUUACUUUUUGUUUGAAUUUUUAUUACAUUUCAAAACCAUUUAUAUUCCUUUGUUACUUAAAAUGGGUAUAAUGUAUUUAUUACAUAUAAUACCAUUUUUAAAUAAUUUAUUAACUCUGAAAAGUAUUUGUUAAGUAUUUUUAUAAAGUUUGUUUGAGUUCUUUAUAUGUUUCAGAAACACUUUUGUUUUAACAUUUACAAUUUUACUGAAGUAAUCUUGGAUAUAAUAUAUACGAGGGUGGUCCGAUAAGUACUUAGCCUACAAAAGAAAAUCAAAAAUUUUGGAAAAACUAAAGUCCGAUCCGGCUGAAAUUUCGACAGUAGCCAUCUGCGAGAAUGUACUACACGAUAGUAAAUUACUCUUGCGAUACUGGCGUCAUCAGGCGGUGAGGCUAAGUACUUAUCGGACCACUCUCGUAUAUUAUAUAGUUUUUUAAAUUGAAAAUAGUAUUCAAUAAGUGUUUUUUAUAAAAUUUCUUCUUUUUACACCUCAAGAUCCUUUCCAUUUCACCUCCUACAUUCCUUCUGAAGUGAUGAUGGGUAUAAUAUAUAUAUAAUUACAUAGUAUAUAUAUUUAUAAAUUGUGAAAAGUAUUCAUUAAGUAUUUUUAUAAAAUUUGUAUUCUAUUACCAACAUAAUUAUUGUAAAUAUAUGCUAUUUUUGUACAUAAAAUAAAGUAAAAUAACAGUA